AUGGUGGCCCUCGAUGGAGACAUAAAUAAGGACGACGACUGUGAAAAUAUUGGGCUCGGAUGCGCUCUAGAACACUUUUCCGAAGUCGAAGAUGUACUGAACAUGAUAGAAAAUGUGAAAAAUAUUUAUAACACACCAUCAUUCGAAGUCGAAUAUGACAAAUUGUACACAAUUUUGAAACAGUAUUAUGAACAACCGCAUUUACUUGAUCCACAUUUGGAUAAACUACUCGCGAAAUUUAUGUCUAUUAUUAAAGAUAAGGAAAGCCCGAUUGAGUUAAAAAAUGCAACAUUUAAUUACAUGUAUCAAAUUAUUCGAGUAAGGGGCUACAAGGUGGUUGUGAGGCAUCUCCCACAUGAGGUGUCUGAUCUUUUAACAGUGCUUUCCACGCUAGAAGCCCAGGAUCCGAAUGAUAAAGAGACUUGGAGAAGCAGAUUUGUUUUGUUGCUCUGGCUUUCCAUUGUAGUGAUAAUACCAUUCCAUAUGAGUAGACUGGAUGGAUUUGCCCCCAAUGCUUCAGGGGCUGGUUCUUCAAAGAAAUUAACUGUUAUGGAGAGAAUACUCAAUAUCUGUAAGACUUAUGCAUUAAGUAAAGACAGCUGCGCCGAGGCCAGUGCUUAUUUGACAUCAAAAUUUUUAAUAAGAUCUGAUGUAAAAGAGUUGUACAUGAGCCAGUUCUUUGACUGGGCCUGUGAAUUACAUUCCAAUAUACAAGAGGAAGAAACUAUUCAUUAUGGAGUCUUAGCUGCUGUAGCUGCUGUUUUAAAACAUGGCAAACGAGAUGACCUCCUGCCUUUCACACCCAAGUUACUGGAAUGGGUGACGACUCAGAACUACCAGCAACAUAAGGCUAUGUUGGUACGGAAGUAUGGAGUCAAGAUUGUGCAGAGAAUUGGUCUAACAUUUCUCCGCCCACGCGUGGCCUCCUGGCGUUACACACGAGGAGCUCGCUCGCUGGCCGUCACACUAGGAGCCGCAGCCGCUGGAGACAAUGAACCGAUGACUGUAGACCCCGAUGACGACGACCAAGAUAUACCACAAGAGGUUGAGGAUGUAGUGGAACUGCUCCUUCGUUCUCUUCGUGAUGAAGAUACAGUCGUUCGUUGGUCGGCCGCUAAGGGCGUGGGUCGUAUUGGAGCUCGCCUUCCCGCUAUGGCCGCCGCUGAUGUAUGUGACAGUGUACUGACUUUGUUCGCUGACAAUGAGCGUGACACUGCCUGGCACGGCGGGUGUAUGGCUUUGGCUGAACUAGGUCGCCGCGGUCUCAUCUCUCCCCGCCAGCUGUCGUCCACAGUUCGUUGUUGUUCAGCGGCCCUAGCUCGUGAUGAGCCUCGCGCGUCGGGCGGCGGCGGCGGCGGCGGCGGUAGAGCUGCCAGAGACGCGGCCUGCCACGCCGCAUGGGCCAUCGCGAGAGCAUACGACGCGACAGCCCUAACACCACACGCUACAGUACUAGCGAACGCCUUGAUAGCUACCGCCUGUUUUGAUAGAGAGAUCAACUGCCGCCGUGCCGCGUCAGCCGCCUACCAAGAGAACGUGGGUCGUCACGGUCUGUUCCCUCACGGUAUCGACGUGCUGACGGCCGCGGACUUCCAGUCCGUUGGUCCGAGGAACCACGCCUACCUUGUGGUGGCGCCGUACGUGGCGCGCUACGAGGAGUACACGCGCCCGCUCGUCGAUCAUCUCGUUAAUUUGAAAUUGGAACACUGGGACUGCGCCAUUAGAGAACUGGCCGCUAAGGCGCUCAAUGAACUGACUAAACAGACACCAGACUACGUGGCGAAGGAGGUUCUACCGAAAUUAGUGAAGAAGACGGAAUCUAUUGAUCUCAAUGUACGUCACGGAGCCAUACUUGGUAUCGGUGAAGCGAUAUACGCGCUCUCACAAACUGAACUACCCGACGGUAGCAAGGCGUGCGUGUUGAUAUCACCGGACGUGUGGCGCGGCGUGCUCGGCGUGUUGGAGACGCUCCGCGGCCGGCAGCAGCUGAGAGGACUGGGCGGGGAGCUCAUGAGGCAGGCGGCAUGCAGCGCGCUCGGCAGACUGGCGACUGCCGCCGCGCCCGUACACACCGCUGAUACACUGGAUGAAUGGCUGAAUCUAAUCGAGGAGUGUCUGUCUCAUGAAGUGCAGACGAUUAGAGAAAAAGCCAUCGACGCUCUGCCGAAAAUAUUCGAAGAAUAUCUGAAGGACGAUAAAGUCCAAUACUCUGAACUCAACGCUAAGGAGAAGAGAAUGCAACUGGUACAGAAAUACUGCGAGCAUUUGAACAACACCGGGGUCAAUGGACUCUUCCUCAGGAUGGGAUAUUCCAGAGCUCUUGGUUCCCUUCCGAAGUUUGUUUUGUUGGAGAGCCUGCAAUUAGUCAUCAAGUCGCUGAUACAGUGUACUAAAGUGACAGACGCAACCAUGAAGUGGGCGGAGGCUCGCCGGGACGCGGUGCUAGGGUUGACAGACGUGUGUCAAACUGUAGGGCUCCAGGGACAGAUGGAGCGGCAUGUGGAGGACGUUAGGGCAGCCCUAUUGGACUGUCUGGCGGAGUAUACUGUGGACAUGAGGGGGGAUAUAGGAGCCUGGGUGAGGGAGGCCAGUAUGACCGGUCUCGUUUCAUUGUGUAGUCAGUGUUCGUCGCAGGCGCCUCACUUGAACACUCCCUCGGCGGUAGCUGAUACUGCUCGCGGUCUGGCGCAGCAGGCCGUCGAGAAGAUAGACAGAACGAGGGCACAUGCCGGGAGACUGUUCACCGCGCUCAUAUACAAUGAUCCACCUAUAAACAAUAUACCUCAACACGAAGCAUUGAAGCGGAUAUUCCCCAACGAGAAGGACAAGAAGUGUGAUGAAGAGUGCAGAGAUAGUACGAGCGAGGGUGGGGUAAUUUUGUGGCUUUUCCCCGGACAUACUAUGCCGCGGUUCGUUCAGUUACUGCAGUAUGAUGAGUAUAGAUACCACGUGGUUAGAGGACUUGUGGUUAGCGCUGGGGAGCUUACUGAGAGUCUCGUGAAACACACUACCCAGGCGUUGUUUUCGUACCUCAAUUCCCUGCACUCGACCCCACGAACACUAUCCACCAUCUGUGACACUAUAGUACAAGUGUUCGCUGAUAACAUACACGUGAAGCGAAUCACAGGACCCAUGUUCAAUUUCCUCGAUAGGCUGCUAAGCUCUGGAUCAAUAUCUCCCAUACUAGAAGAUCCCGAGUCUACAUUCGCUAAGGAUAUAUUGAAAUAUUUGAAAUUGGAACUGAGAGGUGGAAAGAAUCUCUAUAAAUUGCUUGAUUCAAUCAACGUAUUAUGUCAGCUGUUACAGGUUGGUGGUGUGGUUUGGUCCAAUGCAUUGGGCCAACUCGUGGUGUAUCUUUGCUAUGGAGAGGGUUAUGUUCGUCGUUGUGCCGCUGCGAGGUUGUACGAGGCGUUGUCUCUGUACGGUGAUGUUAGUGAAGUACCGCCGGCUGCCCUAGAACAGGUGAUGACAAUACUCGCAGAAACUGAUUGGGAAAAAGACGUGACUGUAUUAAGACCUAUCAGAAACGAGAUCUGCGACCUCAUGGACAUAAAACGACCAGUUAUGAAGCAGAGACAGACAUAA
Molecule: messenger RNA, 3585 nt
Organism: Danaus chrysippus (African queen)
Lineage: Eukaryota; Metazoa; Arthropoda; Insecta; Lepidoptera; Nymphalidae
Source: the annotation of a GenBank genome assembly